AACUUUAGAUGCCAAACCUCGUUCAGGCGGGCGUUUCGCUCAUCUCGCGGCGGUCGACCGAGUCUGAAGCCGAAGUCGCUGCCGAGCAGUCUGCCGAGGAGAUCCAUGUCGCGACUUCGACAAGUUUGCUGCUCCUGCUGGGCUUGCUCAUGCUGACCGUCAUCACGGUCUGGAUUUUCCACAUCCGCCACUUCCGCUUUGUCCACGAAACGGGUCUCUCCAUCAUCUACGGUGUCAUUGCUGGUCUCAUCAUCAACUACGCACCAGGCGACCACAGCAUUCAAAACCGCACUGUGUUCGACUCUGAAAUCUUCUUCUAUGUGCUGCUCGUCCCGAUUAUCUUCCACGCCGGCUAUUCGCUUAAGCAGCGCCACUUCUUCCGCAACAUUGCUGGUAUUCUUGUCUAUGCUUUGAUCGGCACGACGAUUUCUACCUUUAUCUUUGGCGGCAUCAUGUACUGGUAUGUGGCUGCAGGCAACGAGAACAUUGACAUGGGUAUCGUCGACUGCCUCUCGUUUGGUGCCCUGAUCUCCGCCACCGAUCCCGUCACUGUGCUCGCCAUCUUUUCUGAAAUGCGCGCCGACGUCGAUUUGUACGCUCUGAUGUUUGGCGAGAGUGUCCUCAACGACGCCGUCGCCAUCGUGCUCUUCCGCACGAUCGCCUCCUACCAACCCGGCCUCAACAAUGCCUUUGAUGCUGCCGGAUUUUUCAAGUCGAUUGGCGUCUUCUUGGGCAUCUUUGUCGGCUCCAUGGCUAUCGGCCUCGCUGUUGCAAUGGUCACUGCGCUCUUCAUGAAGCAGUCCACGAUCAAGCACCACCCGCUCUUGGAGACGGCCGCUUUUGUUCUCCUUUCGUACAGCAGCUAUCUUGCUGCUGAGGCUGUUGGCUUGUCUGGCAUCGUGUCUGUGCUGUUCACCGGCAUGGGUCAAGCCCACUACACCUUCAACAACCUCUCCGAAGAGUCCCAAAACCGCACCAAGCAGUUCUUCGAGCUCCUCAACUUCCUUGCCGAGAACUUUGUCUUUUCUUACCUCGGUCUGUCGCUCUUCACCUUCCCCAGCCACGUCUGGCGCCCAGGCUUUAUCAUUGUUUCCAUUCUUGCAUGCAUCCUCUCGCGCAUGUGCAACGUCUUCCCUCUGUCGUUUGUGCUCAACCUGUUCAAGAAGCCGUACAAGCGCAUUCCCCUCAAGUUCCAGCUCAUGAUGGUGUGGGCUGGCCUGCGUGGCGCCAUCGCGUUCUCGCUUGCCUCGUCCGAGACGGUCACCGAGGCUCAAAAGAUUAUCUUGACGACCACCCUCAUGAUUGUUCUCUUCACUGUGCUCGUCUUUGGCGGCGGCACGACCAUGAUGCUGCAAUUCCUCAAGAUUCGCGUCGGCGUUUCGGAUGACGACGAGGUCCCGACCAGCAACUAUGUCUCCAACAGCAAGCAAAACCCGCUUGCCAACCACCAACCCCAAGAAGGCCAGGCCAGCUUGGUGCGCCGCUUCCUCAACUUUGACCAAAACUACCUCAAGCCCGUGUUUGACAGCCGCUACGUUGACGUAGCAGAGCCAGACACUGGCUUUGGCUCUGUUCUGGCAUCCUUCAAAAACCGCAAGGGCCCUCGACCCGUGCCGGUGGUGGAUGCCAGCCCCGACGAGCUUGCUGCGAAGGGAAAGACCCGGCUAGAUCGCGACGGCGAUGACGAAUCGCUCGACGACACACCAAAAAUCAGCGGUUCCUCGUCUGUCAAGCUCCAGCUCGGCGAUUAGACGUGAAUUUUGAGGAUUUUCAUUGUUUGGAUGUGUUGUUUUGUUUUGACGUGAAUGUUUCGAUGUUUUCUCUUUUUGUUGUUUGUGAGCUUUUCGAGUGUUUUUGUCUGUCGAUUGAUGUUUGUUGCACACCUUUCUUGCGGCACUCCGAGUACUAUUUCUUUUUCGAAUUACCUGAA
Messenger RNA from Capsaspora owczarzaki ATCC 30864, 1930 nucleotides. Its product is annotated as solute carrier family 9. Gene Ontology annotation, biological process: proton transmembrane transport; regulation of pH; sodium ion transport. Bases 9 to 1751 code for a protein of 580 amino acids. NCBI's taxonomy places the organism in Eukaryota, Filasterea, Ministeriida, Capsasporidae. Gene Ontology annotation, cellular component: recycling endosome; membrane. The transcript is spliced from 8 exons. Gene Ontology annotation, molecular function: sodium:proton antiporter activity. The record is from RefSeq and is a predicted model, not a curated record.